GCAGUAUACCGGUGCUGCUCAGACCUGAAAUUAGUUUGGUUGUUGCUGUCGUGCUAGCUACUAGCUAACUUGGCUACUAAACUUAGCUGUUGUCAAAAUAAUGCUCUUAUCUUAGCAAGUAGCAGGGAGUCAGUGUCGGGUGUCGCGUGUUAUUAGACAGGAAAACAGAAUCGCCGCAGUAAGAGAGAGUCACGUAUCUCUGAUUAGAUUUAUGUACGACUUUAUGUUUUUUCUUUGAAACUCCUGUUAAACGCCACAGGGCCUGUGCAGUAUCAUGACACAGUAAAUAAGAUCAAAGACUGAAACGACUGACAGAAACAAACAACGUUCCUUUGCUUUCUAUCGUCAUCGGCAUCAUCUCAGGGACAACAAAGGAGUUGUUUCGCCUUUUUACAUUUGAUCAACGCUGCCUCUUCGACUAACUGGCAGGAACCCACUGCUAAUAUCAGCAGAGAAGAUGGAUACAACAAGUGUGUCCAAUGGAGCUGUGCCUGCGUAUGAAGUGAAGGAGGAAAACCUCAGUCCUGAAGAUCUUUCUGAGAUGCUUGCAGCAGGUACCAAACAGGUCCAUGAAAAGGCUGAGAACACGCAGUUUGUCAAGGAUUUCCUCAAAGGACGCAUCCGCAAGGAACUCUUCAAGCUUGGUGCUGUGGCACUCUACUACACUUACAAGGCAAUGGAGGAGGAGAUUGAAAGGAACAAGGAUCAUCCUCACUUUGCCCCUCUGUAUUUUCCUGCAGAGCUCCACCGCCACACAGCUUUGGCUCGUGACCUUGAGUAUUUUUAUGGCCCAGAAUGGCAGAGUCAGGUACACUGCUCCGAGUCCACUCAGUGCUAUGUGGACCGCAUCCACCAAGUAGGGCAAGAGGACCCAGUGCUGCUAGUAGCCCAUGCUUACACCCGUUACAUGGGAGACCUAUCUGGUGGACAAGUGCUGAAGAAGGUGGCACAGAGAGCCUUGAAACUUCCUCCCACAGGAGAGGGGCUGGAGUUUUAUCACUUUGAUGCCAUCCAUAGUGCCAAAGCGUUCAAGCAGCUGUAUCGCAGUCGGAUGAACGAACUGGAACUUGACAUGGAAACAAAGAAGAGAGUCGUGGCUGAGGCUGUGAAAGCCUUCACUUUCAACAUGGAGGUUUUUGACGAGUUGGAAGAGAUUGGGAAAACCAUCCAGGAGGAGGUUUUAGAUGCUGGGAUGCCUGUCCAUGGAGAAAUGGGUGGUGACAUCAGCAAAUGCCCCUACUAUGCUGCCAAAAUGGCGGCUUCAGGUGGAACGACAUACGCGUGUCAAAUGGCCAUGGCCAUGCUCCGACACCCAACAGGACAAGUUCUGUUUGCUACUUGGUUUGCCGUCCUGGCUGGACUGGCUGCCUGGUAUCUGAUGUGAUCCAACCUUCAGCGUGUCAUUUUUACGCUUUAGGAUGGACAGUAAGGAGACGUGGAGCAUUUCAUUGUUUCAUCGAAACAUUCUUUACAGGUCCAAGUUUAUUUAAUGUUGCACAUUGAUCACGAUGGAAGCUGAUAGCAAAUGUACUUGGAUCUGUUUCUUGCCAACAGAAUUCCAGUGAGAUGAUCUAUAGGACCAUUAGCACGCCAUCCUCAUUCAUUCAUCCAGCCAUCAACAUUCACUUUGUUAGAAUUCAGUCUCCACUCUGUUUUGUUUCUCUACCUCUUUUGCAACAUCCCUCCAUUUUGUGUCCUCCGAGAGUGUUUGGUUGCACCUCAGCACCUUCUGCAGGUGUAGGCUUGCCAUCACUGAAGCACAUAGUGUGAGCGUUUGAGCAUAGUGUGUGACUUUUUUUUGAUGCAACUGAAUUAUAGCUUGGCUAUACUGUUGACAUGAUGCAUGUAGUAUCGAAAACAUACAAACGGUGACCAUAGCAAAAAAAAAAGUAUGAAUAAAUAUGAUUGAAUAUGAAACACUAUGCAUAGGCUAUGCAUAGAAUAACUCAAUAGGUCAAUAGGGUUUUAUUGCAGUGUUGAUUUCUAAUGAGAAAAUAAGAUAAAGUUCUGUACUAUGGUGGUCUUUCACCAAGGAGGUAAUAGUUUUGGCCAUGUUUGUUUGUGUGUGAGCAGCACAUAAAUAAUUCCAUUUUCUUGGAAUAUCGGGUCAUGGCCCAAGGAAAAAAUUAGAUUUUGCUGAUGAUAUUGACACUGUGGGAAACUGAGGGACCUUGUCAGAGGUUGGAGCUCUGAGUGCUUUCUGUAGCUUAUAAUAUCAACAGUGUCUACAUACAGUAUAUAAUAUUUCAUUUCUACACUCUGAUUGCAGCACCGAACAUCGUGUUUAAAGUGAAAGCUGCGGUUAAAGUCGUUAAAGAAUCCAUGAUCACAUUUCAUACUUAGAAAAGGAACUGAAAACAACCUUUUAUUAUUAACUCUACGGCGUGCCUACACUUUAACAAGUGUAUGAUUAUUAAUAAGAAUAUAUUUCACAUAAUGUGAACGUCUAUUGAUGCAUGGUGAAAAAAAGUCAAUUUUCAUGGACAUGUAAUGGAGCUUUCAGCAGCUCAGCUCGUGUGUGCAUCCAUUUGCACAAUAACCAUACUGUUUUCUGCUCAUACUGUAAAUUGGAAUAUUUUCUCAGAUUAGUUUUUUUUUUUUUUAAAAAAACAAGAAGGAAGUUUGAGUGUACACACUCACUCUGACACAGUCAAGGUUUUGACUUUCUAAGCGCUUUUCUUGGACGUGCUGGACACAGAGUACCAAAGGAAAUCUGCUUUUUUUUUUGCACCAGGUUCCUGUGUUGUGCAUUGCACAACACCGUGAACACGUACUGCCAAAUGAACGCGCAGUACUCCCUCUUCUCAGCACAGCUCAUUCAGGGUCAGCUCCACAAGUAGUGAAGCAGUUAAAUCACAGCCAUGAAACGAUGACGACGAAGUGUUAUGUAUCCUAGAGUCUCAGGUUAAUGUUGCAGAAUGACGGCAACGUGGCGCGUUGUGAAUGGAGGACUAACACAAGGACUGCCUGAUUCUCCCCUGUAGUGUCUGUACUUUAGUUUUCACGAUGCCAGUGUUUUUUUGAAAGAGUGUUGAGUGUGUUUGGACAUAUUGAAAAGACACUUACUUGAAUCUUGGUAGAAAGAUAGUUCAUGCUAAUUUUCCUUUAACCCGUGUUCUGAUCACUUUUGUGUAUUCAACUAAACAAAGCUUUAUAAGUGUCCGGUUAGACGACGACUCUUUGUAUGACGGUGAAAGUCCAGUAGUCUGUUGUGCUGCCAAUAGUGGAAUAAAAAAUGUGGAUUGUUCUUGUUGAAAUAAAGUAAUUUAAAUGGA
Molecule: messenger RNA, 3275 nt
Organism: Solea senegalensis (Senegalese sole)
Lineage: Eukaryota; Metazoa; Chordata; Actinopteri; Pleuronectiformes; Soleidae
Gene: hmox2b
Product: heme oxygenase 2b
Exons: 7
Coding region: 458-1384 (308 amino acids)
Biological process (GO): response to oxidative stress; heme catabolic process; heme oxidation
Molecular function (GO): heme binding; heme oxygenase (decyclizing) activity
Source: RefSeq, a predicted model, not a curated record